GACCUCCCGUCUGCUUAACACCACCUCUCCACGUAAACACAAACUUCCCUUCACCAGCUAAGCCUUUCUUUCAUUCCGCAACUCCCCUUUCAGCAUCUGCCACUUCACGAUGCGUCUCCUCCUCGCUCUACUGGCAGCGGUAUCCAUCGUCGCGGCGACAAUCCUCGAAAAUGGCCAGCCCCGACUCGAGCCGUACCCCGGACACGCUCAGCUCCUAGGAUCGGAGGUCGGUGAAGGUUGGAAAACUUAUGGGGCAGAUGCGGACGAAAUAUCGUACAAAGGUAGAUGGGAUAAGGAUCAUGUUUCUUGGUGGUCGGCUGCCGGAAUCAAAUUCGCUUUUACUGGGAAGAAGCUCGCAUUGAGCUUCGGUAACCAUACUUCUGAUGGUGUUUUGGUUGCCUAUCGAAUCGGAGGCCAGGAUUGGGAGUUCGCGAAUGUCACUGCAAACAAUUCUUAUCAAUUCGUUGGGCCUUGGACAACCGGUGUCAAUUUGACCGAGGCAGCUGGGCACAAAACUUUCGAACUCAGAGUGACAAACUGGGCCUAUGGAGUGCAGUUGGCUGGUGUCGCAGUUGACCGAGGUGCCGCCUUGUACAACAUACAACCGUUCCCGAAGAUGGUUGAGGUCAUUGGCGAUUCCUUGAGCUCGGGUGAUUUUGCAACGUAUGAAGGCCUGUCUUCUUGGGCGUACCUCUUUGCUGCCGGACUGGGCAACGUUGAGUAUCAUCUCACAGCAUACCCAGGAAUUUGUUUGGUCGAUCAAAACUGUUGGGGGAACCCCAGGGGCCAGAUACACCAAUGGUACAGGGUUAGCGAUACAUCCCCGCGGGCUGCCGAGAUCCACGGAGAAGAUCCGCCGGAAUGGGACUUCAAGGCACAGCAACCCGCAGAUCUUGUUGUCAUUAACAUUGGAACAAACGACAAUAAUGAAGCGAACAAUGUAUCCAGUAUCGACUACUACAAUGACUAUGUGAAGCUGGUGGGCGACGUUCAUAGGAUAUGGCCAGACGCUCAGAUCGUUCUUAUGUCUCUGUGGGGCGGCUUCGGCGCUUCUGGUGAUACAUACGUCCAAGGCCCACUGUUCGUGAAGGAGAUCCGCAACGUCUACGAGUCGUUCCAGGAUAAUGGAACUUUCGUCCACUAUUUCGACACUACUGGCAUACUGCAGCAGAACGAUAUAGGGCCGAUGUGGCAUCCAACGGACGUCGGCCAUAUCAAGAUCGCGGCGCACUUUAUGCAGUGGGUUAAGAUCAAGUUUGGAUGGGAGAUGGAGGCUACGGGGCCAAUGGUGCAUAGUGGAACGCUUUACUGGAAUGAUCAGGAGAACUACUGAUCUUAUAUCGUAUUUACCAUCUCGUUCGCCAUAUCGGGCCGAUCGAAUUGACAUGCAGUGAAUGUCAUAGUACGAAGAAUUGAAACAACGGUUAUCAAACAUAUCCCCAAGUGCUCCCUAUAGCUUUGCCCUAUCUCCGCAGAGCGUCUGAGACAGAGUUGAUAAAGUCAAUUCCAUCCUUCCUCCACGUGUCGGGCUCCAUAUGGGUUCCGUUUGCAUCGAGGACCAAAUCUACUG
Aspergillus versicolor CBS 583.65 is the source of this 1570-nucleotide messenger RNA. RefSeq names its product SGNH/GDSL hydrolase family protein. The transcript has 11 exons. Gene Ontology annotation, molecular function: carboxylic ester hydrolase activity. The record is from RefSeq and is a predicted model, not a curated record. The coding region runs from base 110 to 1333 and encodes 407 amino acids. NCBI's taxonomy places the organism in Eukaryota, Fungi, Ascomycota, Eurotiomycetes, Eurotiales, Aspergillaceae.